Echinostoma caproni is the source of this 1179-nucleotide messenger RNA. Lineage: Eukaryota; Metazoa; Platyhelminthes; Trematoda; Plagiorchiida; Echinostomatidae. The record is from the annotation of a GenBank genome assembly.
AUGAUUUGUCGCCACACUUGCGUUUGGACCUCUACCCAUCCGGAACGAACGGCCUAUACGAAACCCAUCAGUCUUGCAGAUCGAAUGAUUAAGGCGAUUCCGAGCAAUGUAAGUCAAUCGUUCUGGGACGAAGUGAACACAAAUCUCACACGUGCUGGCUGGACUCCUGACGCUCCCGCGAUCGGGUCGACUGUCAACAUGAUUGAUCGGCAAUUGAAUCGAUUUUUCGUUCUCAACGGUCUCCUCUGUAAGAAAGUCGUACCACUUGAGAUCGUCAUCGGCACUGAUCUGCACUAUAUGUUUGAAACCUAUGAUGUUACUCCCACAUGUCCACAAGGUCGAAGAGCAGUGGUAACUCUACGAUGUGACAUGGGAUUUGAUUACGGUUUCGGGGAUGAAUUUGGUCUAUUGACGCACCGAUCCGCGUCUGAAACGCUAGAGGUACCACCCCUCUGUCCGGACGGGACAUGUGACGGAUGUCUUUAUCAAUUUCUCUGGACCGGACUUCAGGCGUGUCCGAUUUGCCGAAAACAAGAUUUCCGGCAAAUUGUUGGUGAAUGUCAUCAUGGCAAACGGACAAUUUACUGGUCUGCACCCAGAGGAUGUCGGAUUGCAGAAGGAACUUUGUUGAAAGAGAUCCAAUCCUGUCCGAUGGUAACCAGAGGCCAGCUUGCAGUUAUCAUUCUGACUGUGCUCGUAAUGGCUUUCCUCACUCUGAUUAUUGUCAUCUGUCAUCGACGGAACAAGCGUCUGGAAUACAAAUACAUGAAAUUGAUCCAGAGCGCAGAAAGUCGCGCGCAACAGCCAACCAGUUGUGCGCUGGACGAGCCCGAAGAGGAUAAUGUGGACAGUUUCAGUCGUCGUACGGUCCGCCCAGAUGGUGCACACAAUCUGGGCCUCGAACUGGAACCGACCGCGCUCGCUUCGAUUCGCUCAUUCCCGAAAGUGCAAAUGCCCCGGAUCGGGCCGAUUGUAUAUAAGGCCACCUUAAGUGCUGGAAAUGAAUUAUUCAUGAUGGCUUUUCGAUUUACUCGUCUCGACAAGGCUGCAUCAAGGACAGGAAGUGAUCAGCUCCGAAAUGUGGAUGCUAGCAAGAAUGACCCCGGCUUCGUGAUGUAUGAGGUGUGUGUGUUUACUAUGGGGACUUUAUGUGAAACGCAUGCUGUCCCAUCCCCCUAA